Funneliformis mosseae is the source of this 1839-nucleotide messenger RNA. The record is from the annotation of a GenBank genome assembly. NCBI's taxonomy places the organism in Eukaryota, Fungi, Glomeromycota, Glomeromycetes, Glomerales, Glomeraceae.
AUGGCAGAAACAACCACUCAGCCAACUACUCCAAUAGAACAACAUUCUAGUGAACAAUUUCCCGAAUCUCCGUCACAAAAUAACAAAUUUGGUCGACAUCAAAAAGAACAAACUCCAUUGCAACAAUCCACCUCAAAUCUUUCUCAACAAACGCAAUAUCAACAACAAUUUCAGUCGCAUAUAGCGUCACAAUUUUCUCCAGGACAAAAUCCAAUGUCACAAUCGCAGCCACCUAUCCCGGGUCAAGUACAACUGCAGCCACCACCUCCAGGGUUAACGACGCCACAACAAUUACUAACACGUCCCCCAGAAUUUAUUGCGAAUAAAAUUGAUGCGACACCACCACCUCAAUUUCACGUAAUUCAGGCCAAUUCUAAUUCGUCAACGAUUACAAAAGUGGAAACUUCUACAAUGCCUAAACCCGUAGUUGUGACUUCGACGACAACUCAAAAUCCUAUUCAAGUUAAAAAACCACCAUUUUCCAAGAAAUUAUUACAACCAAUUUAUUUAUUGCUUCGAGAAUGUCUUAAAGAGUAUAUCACUGGGCAUCUAACGACAAAAACCGAAGAAGAUACAAAAGAGAUAUUUAACGAUCGCAAGAAAAUGCAUUCUGAUUUUCAACUCUAUUGUACCGAGCUUGUGCUAGAAUCUGCAAGAGAUAGAAUUUUGAAUGAAUUAGAAGAAAAUGACAGAGAAAGCUUAAAGGACGUUAGCCCAGAGUCGGAAAUUAUAAAAUCGAACUUUGGAGAAGGCCAUGCGCUUUACAGAAGUUUCGUAGAUGUUAUAGAAGAACUUAAAACAUUGCAAAAUCCUGCCUUAGAUGAUGGUGAAGAUAAAUUAAAUGGCGAAAAUGAGUUUGAUAACCCUUCUGAAGAUACGAAUCUACUCGGCCAAAUUCUUCGUUUAUGGGAACAAAAUAAUAAAAAUUAUUUCUUGGGAAUACCUAACGUUAAUCAUGAUCAACAUCGAAAUCGUGGCAGAGGUCAUAAUCGAGGAUAUUGGCCACAACGAGGUGGUCCAAGACAUACACCUUAUUCUAAUCGAGGAGGACGUUCUCGUGAUUGGGGAGCACGGGAUGACAGAGAAUUUAGGGAAAGGCGUCAGGAUGAUCAUUAUAGAGAUCGUCGUGAAGAUUAUCCUCGAAGAGAUUUUGAUCGUAGACAGGAAUUUCGUGGACCAAUUGGCCCCACACCAAAUUUUAGCCGGGAGAGACCCCCAAUUGGACGACGAGAUGAUUCAUAUCAUCGUAAUUAUGAUGAUAGGAGAAGAAAUUCAUAUGAACGUAGACCAGAUGAAAGGCAUCCAAGAGACCAGCGUGUUCCACUUCAACAUCCACAUCCCAUUGUACCACCUAAAGCCUCUCCUGCAAUUUAUGAAGCUCCUCCAAUGCCCCCGAUGCCUCCUAAUGGGCCUAAUCCACCGUUACCACCUCCUCCUCAACCCGCUUACGAUUAUUCGCAAUAUCCACAUGAUCCGCAAUAUCCACAAGGACCUGGUUAUACAUCCGAAUACAACUCACAAAAUUACUCAAAUUAUUACGGGCAAUACCAAGAAUCGCAAGUAAAUGGGCAUACAAAUCCUCCGUAUCAAUAUCCUUCGACUCCAUCUUCAACUGGUUGGGAUUCUCAAUCUACUUCUAUUCAAUCCAUUCCACCAAUUCAGUUAACCUCUUUUAAUUACAAUCAACCUGGACGACAUACUGCAAUACCUCUACCGACUAAUGCUCCUCGAUUAUCAAUGCCGGAACCACAUGAUGUGCUCGGAGUUAUUAAAGGAGUGAUUAUACGAGAUGCGCAGGGCAACAUCGGAUUGAGUCAGUAUCAAUUCAACACGAUGUGA